Molecule: messenger RNA, 786 nt
Organism: Nannizzia gypsea CBS 118893
Lineage: Eukaryota; Fungi; Ascomycota; Eurotiomycetes; Onygenales; Arthrodermataceae
Product: acetoacetyl-CoA reductase
Exons: 3
Coding region: 1-786 (261 amino acids)
Molecular function (GO): oxidoreductase activity, acting on the CH-OH group of donors, NAD or NADP as acceptor
Source: RefSeq, a predicted model, not a curated record
AUGGCAACAGCGAAUGUACUCUCGCUCUUCUCGUUGCAGGGCAAGGCUGCCUUGGUGACUGGGGGAUCCAGGGGCAUCGGGCGAGCGAUGGCCGUCGGCCUCGCAGAAGCUGGCGCAGACAUUAUACUGGUUCAACGAGACGCCAGUAACACGCAGACACGAGACGAGAUAUUGCAAAGGACAGCGGGCAAGUCAAAAGUGACCAUCCAUGCGGCUGACUUGUCCGACCGGGCUGCGGUGGCAGCGAUAGUCACCAGCGUAACCGGAGAUGGCACAGCGGUAGAUAUCCUGUUGAACUGUGCCGGCAUUCAGCGGCGACACCCAAGCGAGGCGUUCCCGGACCAAGACUGGGAUGAGGUCCUGGAAGUGAAUCUGUCGGCGGUAUUCACGCUCUGCCGCGAGUUUGGGGCCUACCUGCUCUCGCGCGGUGCCUCCGGAUCGAUCAUCAAUAUGGGCUCUCUGCUCUCGUACCAAGGGGGCAUCACCGUCCCCGCCUACGCAGCAUCCAAAGGGGGCAUCGCCCAACUCACCAAGGCGCUCUCGAACGAGUGGGCGGCCAAGGGCAUCCGGGUCAACGCCAUCGCACCAGGCUACGUCGACACGGACAUGAACACGGCACUCAUCCAGGAUCCGGUGCGGAGCGAGUCGAUUUCGGCUAGGAUUCCGGCCGGACGGUGGGGGAAGCCGGAAGAUUUCAAGGGCAUCGCCGUGUUUCUGGCCAGCGAUGCCAGCGCUUAUGUCUCAGGAGAAAUGGUCAACGUCGACGGCGGUUGGAUGGGCAGAUAG